AUGGCGACGGUUACGGAGAGCGUGAAAGAGACUCUCGUAGGCUACACCAAGCCUGCCGAGAUGUCUGCGGAAGUUCGCAACAACUGGUUGCAACAUGCUAAGAGCGAUGACAAAGGCGAGCUGUACAUGGACAGAGAAGCUUUCAUUGAUGCUAUUGCACCUCCUGAUGAAGACUACCACAAGAUUCCCCGCGCACAGUAUGGCGCACUCUUCCUAGUCGCAGAUCGUCGCGGCGCUGGUCGUAUCACUCAGGACGAGUACGCUGUCUUCAAUAAUACCCUGUUAAAGCCCGACGCAGCCGAAUACUUGAUGUGCUUCCGACUCUUCGAUGUCAACAACACUGGUUUGGUAAAUGUCGAAGACCUGCAGCGCAUUUACAACGAGCAGCGUGGCAAGAACAGCUUGGCCUUUGACUUCAACGGACCUUGGGCGAGUCUCUACUUUGGCGCGAAAGGUGCCCGUCAUGCUAUGACCUACGAACAAUUUGCACAGAUGCUUCGAGGCCUGCAGGGUGAGCGUAUUCGACAAGCCUUCCAGCACUACGACAGCGACAAGGACGGUCUCAUCACUCCCGAUCAAUUCGCUGCUAUCAUCAGAGAGAACCAGAGUCACAAGCUGUCAGACCAUAUUCUCGAGAACCUACCGACGCUCUGCAACAUCCAGAACGGAGCCAACAUCUCCUAUCCUGUCAUUCGCGCAUUCCUCAACAUCACGAGAGAAAUGGAUCUUCUUGAUCUUAUCAUCCGCAACGCCACCCGAAAGUCGUCCGAUGGUCGAAUUGACAAGGCCGGUUUCCUUGAAGAGGCUCAGAGAGUCACUCGUUGGUCACAAUACACUCCUCUGGAAGCCGACAUUCUCUUCCAUUUCGCUAGUCUCGACAAUCCAUCCGGCCGCUUAAGCAUCUGGGACUUCACAAAAGUCCUUGAUGCGUCCUUCCAGCUCGGUCCACGCCUCUCAGGUUUCUCCGAGAAGACUGAAGAGGCUGCCUCUGGCCUGACCAACUUUCUUAACGGCGCAGUCAAGUCUGCACACAAGUUCGUCCUCGGUUCGAUUUCCGGUGCAUUUGGUGCCUUCGUUGUGUAUCCCAUCGACUUGGUCAAGACCAGAAUGCAGAACCAGCGUGUCGUUGGCCCUGGUCAGCGUCUCUACAACAACUCUAUCGACUGCUUCCAGAAGAUCAUCCGUAAUGAAGGUUUCCGUGGUCUCUACGCUGGUCUACCGCCUCAAUUAGUCGGUGUCGCCCCCGAAAAGGCCAUCAAGUUGACGACCAACGAAAUGCUGCGACUCUCUUUCACCAACAAGGAGACAGGUCGGAUACCUGUUCCGCUAGAGAUGGUUGCCGGUGGUACUGCUGGUGCCUGUCAAGUGAUCUUCACCAACCCCCUCGAGAUUGUCAAGAUUCGUCUUCAAGUGCAAGGAGAGCUCGCCAAGAAGUCUGACGCCGUUCCCAGACGCUCUGCCAUGUGGAUCGUCAAGAACUUGGGUAUUGUGGGCCUCUACAAGGGUGCCGCCGCUUGUCUGCUCCGUGACGUCCCGUUCUCGAUGAUCUACUUUCCCGCCUACGCCCACCUGAAGUCCGACCUCUUUGGCGACGGCGUCGAUGGUAAAGAAAUCGGUGUCCUGCAGCUAAUGGUGGCCGGCGCUAUUGCUGGUAUUCCUGCCGCCUAUCUCACCACUCCAGCCGAUGUCAUUAAGACGCGCCUCCAAGUCGAAGCCCGCAAGGGUGACGCAACCUACACCGGUCUCGUCGACUGCUUCCGCAAGGUGCUCAAGUCCGAGGGCCCCAAGGCGUUCUUCAAAGGAGGCCCGGCACGAAUUGUCCGUUCCUCGCCCCAAUUUGGUUGUACCCUCGCAGCUUUUGAGGUGUUGAAGAAGCUCAUGCCCCUUCCGGCACGCUUUGACCCUGAGGCGGCCCGAGACACCGACAUCCAUGGCGCUCUGGAGCCGGGCGUCGGCCUGCGUGAGGCUAAGGCUCCGCUCCCCUACCUUCGCGCCCGCAACGCACUGAAGUUGCUCAAGGAUAUCGAUAAGGACUUCGGAAUGUACGGUGGCGUCAAAGUUCCGUCAAUGUUUGAGAAGAAGUGA
This is a messenger RNA of Cyphellophora europaea CBS 101466, 2085 nucleotides long. RefSeq lists its product as uncharacterized. The record is from RefSeq and is a predicted model, not a curated record. Lineage: Eukaryota; Fungi; Ascomycota; Eurotiomycetes; Chaetothyriales; Cyphellophoraceae. Gene Ontology annotation, biological process: malate-aspartate shuttle; aspartate transmembrane transport; L-glutamate transmembrane transport. Bases 1 to 2085 code for a protein of 694 amino acids. Gene Ontology annotation, molecular function: calcium ion binding; L-glutamate transmembrane transporter activity; L-aspartate transmembrane transporter activity. The transcript has 3 exons.